Molecule: messenger RNA, 1131 nt
Organism: Trifolium pratense (red clover)
Lineage: Eukaryota; Viridiplantae; Streptophyta; Magnoliopsida; Fabales; Fabaceae
Product: transmembrane emp24 domain-containing protein p24delta9-like
Exons: 4
Coding region: 209-859 (216 amino acids)
Biological process (GO): intracellular protein transport; endoplasmic reticulum to Golgi vesicle-mediated transport; Golgi organization
Cellular component (GO): endoplasmic reticulum; COPII-coated ER to Golgi transport vesicle; endoplasmic reticulum-Golgi intermediate compartment
Source: RefSeq, a predicted model, not a curated record
UUGACAUUGUUGAGCAGUAGUUGGUAGGUACUAUACCUUGUGUUGUUUGGAAACAUAAAUCUCGACUCUCAUCAUCUCACACUGAGAAACUCUUCUGAAUUCUGAUUCACUGUCUUCUUCUCCUUUACAAUCCUAAUAAUCACUUCUCAAUUUUCUCCUUAUUUUCUCUACUCUUCUAUCUUCAAAUCCCACUUUCACUAUCACAACCAUGAUUUGGCUUAACCACAAACCCCUUUUACAUCUUUCUCUUCUUCUUUUCAUGCUCUUUUCUUCUUCCACUGAAUCCCUCAGAUUCGAACUCCAAUCUGGUCACACCAAAUGCAUCUCAGAAGAUAUCAAAAGCAAUUCCAUGACAGUUGGCAAGUACACCAUCGUUAAUCCCAACGAGGGUUACCCUUUACCCGAUUCUCACAGAGUCACCGUUAGGGUGACUUCGUCUCAUGGAAACAACUAUCACUAUGGAGAUCGUGUUCAAUCGGGUCAGUUUGCAUUUGUUGCAGCAGAAGCUGGAGACUAUAUGACUUGUUUCUGGGCUGUUGAUAACAAACCAGAGGUCACGUUGACUAUUGAUUUGGAAUGGAAGACUGGUGUGGCAGCCAAGGAUUGGUCUAAUGUUGCCAAAAAAGGCCAAGUUGAUGUAAUGGAAAUAGAGAUAAAGAAGUUACAAGAUACUGUUGCUGCCAUUCAUGACGAGAUGUUUUUUCUUCGUGAAAGAGAAGAAGAAAUGCAGGAGCUCAACAGAACAACCGACAACAGAAUGUUCUGGUUGAGUUUGCUUUCACUCUUUGUUUGCUUAUCAGUGGCAGGGUUGCAACUAUGGCACUUGAAGUCUUUCUUCGAGAAAAAGAAACUCAUUUAAUAUUUUAUCACAGUUCUUUUUUCUUACGUGCUCUUGUAAAAUAUACCGGCAUUAAUUUAUCCAGAGGAUACACAUAACAGUAGUCAGUUUAUCUCAGAAUAUUCUCUUUGUUAAAUGCAAAUCUGGUGUGAAAAGAUGAGUUUCAAGAGAAUUGAUGUCCUGCAAUUUGAGGAUUAAGCAAUGGUGGUGGUCUGGUGAAAUAGCAUUUCAGUGAAGCAUUUAUGUUCAUUACCACCUCCCAUAUAAUGAGACAGUGAUAGAUUUCCAGAAAA